AUAGAGGGCGUUUUAAUGAGCAACUAAAACGUGUGCAUGUUUGUUGAUUUUUAAGUCGCAAGAAGUCAUCCGUUCGACUGACACCUGGAGGAAACUUAAAAAAAUAAUGGGCAAAAACAAACGUAAAGGGCCUCAGCUUUCUCAUCAGGAAUUAAUGGUGCUAACAGUAUCUGAGAUAGUAAACCAGUUGAUCAAUGCACACAAGGAAUGCAAAGAUAUCAACCUGAAUCGGGUCAAAAGUUUGACGGCGCGCAAGUAUGGCCUAGCGUCUCAACCCAGACUAGUGGACAUCAUAGCAGCCGUCCCAACAGAGCACAAAAAGGCCCUUCUUCCUAAGUUAAAGGCUAAGCCAAUUCGUACUGCAAGUGGGAUUGCAGUUGUUGCUGUAAUGUGCAAACCUCACCGCUGCCCACACAUCAGUAUGACUGGGAACAUUUGUGUAUACUGCCCUGGAGGUCCAGACUCGGACUUUGAAUACUCAACUCAGUCAUAUACUGGCUAUGAACCUACCUCAAUGAGAGCCAUAAGAGCCAGGUACAACCCCUAUCUACAGACAAGGCACAGAGUAGAACAGUUGAAGUCUCUUGGACAUAGUGUUGACAAGGUUGAGUUCAUCAUAAUGGGAGGGACGUUCAUGGCUUUAUCUGAAGAAUACAGGGACUACUUUGUUCGAAAUUUACAUGAUGCAUUAUCUGGUCACACGAGUAACAACAUUUCAGAGGCUGUCAAGUAUUCAGAACGGAGCAAAACAAAGUGUAUUGGAAUUACCAUAGAGACAAGACCAGAUUACUGUCUAAAGAAACACUUGAGUGAUAUGCUGAAUUAUGGCUGCACAAGACUUGAGAUUGGUGUUCAGAGUGUUUACGAAGAUGUUGCACGUGAUACCAACAGGGGCCACACUGUAAAAGCAGUCUGUGAAUCAUUUCAAAUGUCUAAAGACUGCGGAUUUAAAGUUGUUUCCCACAUGAUGCCAGACCUGCCAAAUGUAGACUUCGAACGAGAUGUAGAGCAGUUUAUUGAGUUUUUUGAGAAUCCAGCCUUUAGACCAGAUGGUUUGAAGUUGUACCCAACACUUGUCAUUCGUGGAACUGGCUUGUAUGAGCUGUGGAAGACAGGCCGUUAUAAGAGUUACCCACCAAGCUUACUUAUCGACCUUGUUGCUAGGAUACUGGCUUUAGUACCACCAUGGACACGGGUGUACAGAGUUCAAAGGGACAUUCCCAUGCCAUUAGUGACGUCUGGUGUAGAACAUGGUAACUUACGAGAACUUGCUCUAGCUCGUAUGAAAGAUCUAGGAACACAUUGUCGUGACGUUCGCACGCGUGAAGUGGGCAUCCAGGAAAUUCAUCACAAAGUCAGACCUUAUGAAGUUGAAUUGAUUAGGAGAGAUUAUUGUGCUGGAGGAGGGUGGGAGACUUUUCUAUCUUAUGAAGAUCCUGAACAAGACAUUUUAAUUGGCUUAUUACGUUUACGAAAGUGUUCGAAGGAUACUUACAGGUCAGAGUUGAAAGGUGGUGUGUCAAUUGUCAGGGAGUUGCAUGUGUAUGGUAGCGUAGUACCGGUGAAUGCACGUGACCCUUCGAAGUUCCAACAUCAGGGUUUUGGGAUGUUGUUGAUGGAGGAGGCAGCACGCAUUGCAAGGGAAGAACAUGGUUCAUCUAAGAUUGCUGUCAUUUCAGGUGUUGGUACAAGAGACUAUUACCGCAAGAUGGGCUAUGAACUGGAUGGACCCUACAUGUCCAAGUUACUUAACCACGAAGAGUAGCACUUUACACAUCUUAGUUACUCAACCACGAAGAGUAGCACCUUAAAUGUCCAAGUUACUCAAGCAAGAAGAGUAGAGCCUUGCAUAUCAACCACAAAAAGUCGCACCCUACAUGUCCCAAGUUACUCAACCACGAAGAGUAAUACCUUACAUGUCUGAGUCACUCACCCAAGAAGGGUAGCACCUUACAUAUCAAAGUUACUCAACCACAAACAGUAGCGUCUUACAUGUCAAAGUUACUCAACCACAAACAGUAGUGUCUUACAUGUCCAAGUUACUCAACCGCGAACAGUAGCAUCUUACAUGUCCAAGUUACUCAACCACAAACAGUAGUGUCUUACAUGUCCAAGUUACUGAACCACGAACAGUAGCACCAUACAUAUCGUAAGUUACAUAACCACGAGGAGUAUCAACGUAAACGUGCCUAGCUAGACAGUUCUUGAUCGUGUUGCUCUUGAUGGUUGAAUGCUUGGUAGAAUUUUAAAGAUACUGAUGACAAGAGGGAGAUGUUUAUCAACGUAUUUAUGUCUUAAACAUUUGCUAUCGACUUUAAAUGCUUAAAUGUAAAUGCAGUUUUGAUGGAAAAGUAUUUCAAAAUUUAUUAGAUGUGUAAUAAACGAAAGAACAAUUCAUAA
Messenger RNA from Anneissia japonica, 2400 nucleotides. Its product is annotated as elongator complex protein 3. The record is from RefSeq and is a predicted model, not a curated record. Gene Ontology annotation, molecular function: iron-sulfur cluster binding; acyltransferase activity, transferring groups other than amino-acyl groups. The transcript has 14 exons. Lineage: Eukaryota; Metazoa; Echinodermata; Crinoidea; Comatulida; Comatulidae. Bases 107 to 1765 code for a protein of 552 amino acids. Gene Ontology annotation, biological process: tRNA wobble base 5-methoxycarbonylmethyl-2-thiouridinylation. Gene Ontology annotation, cellular component: elongator holoenzyme complex; cytoplasm; nucleus.